Messenger RNA from Linum trigynum, 2248 nucleotides. The record is from the annotation of a GenBank genome assembly. NCBI's taxonomy places the organism in Eukaryota, Viridiplantae, Streptophyta, Magnoliopsida, Malpighiales, Linaceae.
GCGGAUCUGAAUUCUGACGGGAAAGCAUCGAAGAUGGGAAGGUAAAGGACAGACUCACAAGUUUUGUAAUUUAGUUGGUGACCACAUGUGUGGCCUCAUUUGCCUUCCCUUGCAAACAUCUUGACCCCAGCAAAACAAGAUCUUCCAAAUCCCAUCUGGCACAUCUUGAACCUCUACCACCUUCAGCAAGAAUCUUACCCCAAAAUAGACCUACAGCCACUAUCCAACCCCAAUAACCAAUUAGCAGCUGCUGACAUGGAGAUUUCCCCAAUCCACAACAUCUACAGAGACCCAAAUUUCCCAUAUAAACUGCCCCAACUUCUCUACACUUCCCACAGCCAAAAACAGUUCACCAUCACCACCAAGCAGCAACAAAGCUCCAACCUUUCCUCAGCCAUGGCAACCUCUGCAUUCCAACAGUCUGCAUUCGCUGGCCAAACAGCGCUGAAGCAAGCUGAUGAGCUCCUUCGCAAGGUUGGUUCUUUCGGAGACGGCCGGAUCAACAUGCGCCGGACUGUGAAAAGUGUUCCCCAGAGCAUUUGGUAUGGAGCAGACCGUCCCAAGUACUUGGGUCCAUUCUCCGAGCAAACCCCAUCAUACCUCACUGGCGAAUUCCCUGGUGACUAUGGCUGGGACACUGCUGGACUAUCAGCAGACCCUGAGACGUUCGCCAAGAACCGUGAGCUCGAGGUGAUCCACUGCAGAUGGGCUAUGCUUGGAGCCCUCGGCUGUGUCUUCCCUGAAGUCCUCUCCAAGAAUGGUGUGAAAUUCGGCGAAGCAGUCUGGUUCAAAGCUGGAGCUCAAAUCUUCUCCGAGGGCGGCCUGGAUUACCUUGGCAACCCGAACCUCGUCCACGCUCAGAGCAUUCUUGCCAUCUGGGCUUGCCAGGUUGUGCUCAUGGGAUUUGUUGAGGGCUACAGAGUUGGUGGUGGACCUCUUGGCGAGGGACUUGACCCCCUUUACCCUGGUGGAGCUUUCGACCCUCUUGGUUUGGCGGAUGACCCCGAAGCAUUCGCUGAGUUGAAGGUCAAGGAAAUCAAGAAUGGCCGCCUGGCUAUGUUCUCCAUGUUUGGAUUCUUCGUCCAGGCCAUUGUUACUGGAAAAGGUCCCGUUGAGAACCUUUUCGACCAUGUUGCUGACCCAGUUGCAAACAAUGCCUGGGCUUUCGCCACCAACUUCGUCCCUGGGAAAUGAACGGAACCUAAACAAUGAUCCAUUCAAUGUUGUAAUAGCUGAGAGCUCUGAAAGUACUGUUUAACUAUAAACUGAAGCAAAAGCAUGGAAUGAAACUUUCUACUUUCUGCCGUCUCAAUAUGAAUUUUACUCAUGAAAAUAAUUUGUCGAAGGAUUAUAAAGACGUCAUAACCCCAUUGGAAGUACUUGUCUAUCUGCUGCAGCGUCUAAACUGAGUGAGUUCUCUGCAUUCGGAGAGGAUCCGAGUUUAGUUGCUCACAAGAGUGGGAGUUACUCAACCUGUUCCUUUUGAUUUUGGUGUUGUAGAUAACAGGAAGGAGAACUCUCUGGGGCUUCUAACCCAGAACUAGUCAAGCUUUUCAUUUGUUCUGACUUCUGAUGCGAGCUGCAGGUCUUGCCCUUUAUGCUUGUGAAAUUGUCUGUUUCGACUAAAUCACUUGGGCUGUCACUGACAUUGAAAUCCAGGUUCCAGUCGGAGUUACUAUCCCUUGAUGAUUCUGCAAAGCUACUACUUGAAGAUGGCCAUAGUACGUCGAUAUUGUGAACUGAGUUCUAAGUUCUACCACCAUUCUUGCAUUUACCCGAUUCACAUCCCAGCUUGUUAUCUGUUUCCUCUAUAAUAAUUCCAUCUGUUCUGGGAAUCUGCAGCCAAAGUCAGGCAUAUGAUAUUGCAAACGUGCUUUCCUCCAUGAAGCUUAUUGGUAAGGUAAUGCUCCACAACAAGACAGUUAUCAGCACAGUUGCUAGUUUGAACAUUGCGCGGUUAGAUUUCUUGUCAAGUCGUAAACUUGAUGGUUAUGGAUACAAACUCAUACUGCAGAUUCCAGGAAACCUGCAUGUAGACGAGUAGGAUUAAACACGGAAACCACACCAACAGCAUUACAAGCGUUGCUGCAUCUCGUUCUAAUUGCGAAUCAAGGAAAAGGGUGUUUGGUGCAGAUGUUACAAAUAUUAAUUUAGAGAGGAACAAGCUUGAUUCUUCAGCUUGACUUGAAUAAAAACCAGAAUAUGAAGAUGCAUAAUGGUACAAGUGAAAUCAAAGUCAAGUGAUUGG